Gastrolobium bilobum is the source of this 633-nucleotide messenger RNA. Its product is annotated as pentatricopeptide repeat-containing protein At3g22470, mitochondrial-like. Lineage: Eukaryota; Viridiplantae; Streptophyta; Magnoliopsida; Fabales; Fabaceae. The transcript is spliced from 2 exons. Gene Ontology annotation, molecular function: protein binding. The record is from RefSeq and is a predicted model, not a curated record. Bases 1 to 633 code for a protein of 210 amino acids.
AUGUUGAAUACAACAACGAGGUAUGCUCUUUCCAAAUUCCACUUCUCUUCGAGGUUAUAUUCUCAUUCCCCAACUUGUGGGUUUCGUAACAUUGAUGAUGCUGUCUCCUCUUUCGUUACCACUCUCGCUAAAUGUCAUCCUCCAUCCGUUAUUGAAUUUAACAAGAUUUUAGGGUCUAUUGUUAAGAUGAAAGAAUACCGAACUGCUAUUUCACUUUUUGCCCUUAUGGAGUCUAGGGGUUUGACACCAGAUGUUAAUAGUUAUAACAUUAUGAUUAAUGGAUAUUGCAAAAAUAAAAAGGUGGAUGAAGCUCUAACUCUCUUCAAAGAAAUGUGUCGCACAAAUUUAGUUCCUGAUACUAUAACAUACAAUUCUCUUAUCUAUGGCUUGUGCAAAUCUGGGAGAAUAACAUGUGUGCAAGAUAUUGUAAAUGAGAUGCAUGGAAAUGGUCAAGCCCUUAAUUUAAUUACUUACAGUAUGUUGUUGGAUGCUCUAUGCAAAGCACAACAUCUUGAUGAGGUAAUUGCAUUGUUUCAGAAAAUUUUUAACAAAGGAAUUCGUCCAGAUGUGUUUGCAUACAAUAGUCUUCUGAAUGUUUCGUGCAAAGGGGGAAGACUGAAGACUGAAGACUGA